UUACAAAUUCGUCAUUUGAAAUAAACGAAGUUUCAGCAUACUACCCAUCUAUAUCUGACAUGUAUAUAAGUUGUGGUAUGAUUUCGUUAAUGACUAUGACAGGCCGAAGGUAAAAGUUUACAACUGUAGUUACGGCAAACACCUGUCUGACCUAUUGACCUGGCCCCGUCCUGUUGCCCCAAUGAGUAAGUCCAAUAUUUGACGAAUCUACGUUUAUUUUGCGCCCGGUAUAGGUCUGACUUUGCGCCGGGCAAGACAAGUAAAACUUUGAACUGUGCUUGUUUUUCACAAGGACUGGAACAGUAUACCCGUGUGACUGGAACCUGCGGUCUACGGGCAGUAUGUCUGAAGCAAAGAUCCUCCUACUCUUCUGCGUCGCCACAUGUCUGGCUGGUGUGCGCGCCUGCCCGCCAGAAUGUACGUGUUUUCAAGAUGUACCCAGCGUGCACUGCAACACCCCAACUCUGGACCAUGUUCCUAAAGGCAUCCCGAGUAACACUACACUGCUGCAGAUGAAAGGUACACAACUCCGUGUGGUAAGGAAAGGUGAUCUGUCCGGUCUCCCACUGCUGAAAAUAUUGUAUCUCUUCGAAAACAAACUACAAACAAUCGAGGUCGGCGCCUUCGACGACGUCCCAGCAAUUGUGGACAUCGAGAUCGGGAGUAACCAGAUAUCGGACCUGCCCCCGGGUGUGUUCCGGGGCUGUGGUCAGCUGCAGACUGUGGCUACUGAUGGGAAUCUGCUCACUACAAUUCGACAGGGAGUUUUCAUAGACUUACCAAACUUACAGGAAGUAAGGCUCACCUACAACCACAUCGAGAGCAUAGAAGUGGGAGCCUUUUCCAACCUGUCAAACUCUGUCUUCUUCAGUUUGCAAAACAAUCACAUCCGGGAGAUCAGGAAAGGCGUGUUCCGUGCUCCGAUCGGGGCCAGGCAACUCCUGUUGCAAAACAACAACAUUUCUGUCAUUGAGCCCGGUGCACUUUCGGCUUUCAGUAAAUUAAGCACACUUACUCUUGAUAACAAUGCAUUGUCAAACCUAACGGGCGCUCUCCGAGGUUUAGGCAAUACAAACGCCAUCAGUCUGAAAAGUAAUCAGAUAGAGUCACUGGACGACAACACGUUCGAUGGACUUCACAAGCUCAGUCAGCUGGAUCUGUCCAACAACCAAAUUGGCGCCAUCACGGGACAGGUGUUCGCUGACCUCUCAAGUCUCAACUUACUUAACCUUCACAACAACAAGCUUGUGAAAGUAGAUUCGACAUUUCCGAACGGGAUACUGCAACUUGUCUUGUCCGCUAACCAGAUAGCAGCUCUCACUGAAAGCACGUUUAAAGGACUUUACGACCUUUUAAGUCUGGACCUGUCUGACAACCAAAUUGGCGCCAUCACGGGACAGGUAUUAGCUGACCUCUCAAGUCUGAACUUCCUUGACCUUCACAACAACAAGCUUGUCCGCAUGGACUCCCCGCUACCUAAAGGGAUAAAGCAAAUAUUGCUGUCCUCUAACAUGCUUUCCCAAGUACCGCCGCUACCCGGUGCGCUUGAUACACUAGACCUGUCCCACAACCCCCUGCAGUCCCUGGUACAGGGACAGUUCUCCCAUAUCCCCAGCAUCACUACCCUUGGUCUCUCUGGUAUAAAGUAUUUCAUAGAGAAAGGCACCAUUGACGCGGGCGUGUUCGCUGGACUCGGCAGGCUGGGAACGUUGAACCUCGCCGACAACAACCUUACUCGGGUCCCUUCGGAAGCGCUCGGGAAAAUAAUCCAUUUAGAAAUACUCAACUUAUCAGGAAACGAAAUCUCAACUCUCCAUCCAAGUGACUUCGUCAACAUGACGAAUAUCACACGACUGGACCUUAGCGGGAACAAUCUGACGUCAGUGCCUCAGGCUGUCUUCGGUAAGCUCUCAAGGAUGUACGAAUUGGACCUCUCCGACAACCCCAUUGUUUAUGUUGGUCCAAGAGUCUUCAACAAAGAGCUGGUUGCCGUUCAUUUGGAUCACACAAAACUCCGCAUAAUAGAUGAAACUGCCUUCAAUGGGUCAGUGGACGUCAAGUGGCUGAGACUGAACAACAACUAUCUGCAGUUCCUGCCGGGUGGGAUCUACAAACCGUUGACUUUCUAUGGAGACUUGAUGGAGCUUGAAGACAUGACUAACAACCCCUGGAAGUGUGACUGUCAGAUGUACGAGUACGCGCAAUAUGUCAGAACACCUGCGGCCUUUGCCCUUAGUAGCCUUGAGUGUGCGGGCCCAGGGAGCCUGAAGGGACAGGUUCUGCGGAACGUCUCACUGAACGCUCUUAGAUGCGACUGUCCGCACAAAUCCGCCCCGACCAUAGAUACAAGGGGAAGUACCGCAGUCGUCCAUAUCAGACACAGAGCAGUACUCAAGUGUCAGGUCACGGCCUGCCCUGAAGCAGCGGUCAUCUGGACCACUCCUACCGGCGUGAGUCUGACCUCUGACUCCCAACAUCCGGGUCUCAGUGUUCUAUCAGACGGAAGUCUGGUCGUCGUGUCAGCGUCAUCAGAGGACUCGGGCACCUACAGCUGCAUGGCGGUCAACUACCUCGGUACGGCUACGGCAACGGUCAAUCUCAGGGUCACCAACGGGCCUUAGAUACUAGUAACCGCCGGUUACGAUAUGACCAGUCAAAAACGGAGCAUGGACGGAAACGACAGAAAGAAGAUCCCUUGGAAUCAAGAGGCCGGUGUCGGGCUCACACAUGAUCAUAGUACUUCAUGACUAUACGCCAUGUGACCCUUCUUAAAUGGAAUCCAUAGUCACCAACGCUGCGCCGCUUUAUACUUGACGCAGGCUCGCUUUGACAGUGAAAGUGUGGAUGUUUCACCAACACCACAGACUCGGUUUGACACUUUUCUUGUGUCUCCUACUCCGACAGUUCUUUUUCCACAUUAUACGCUUUGAUGGUGGCGAUGUAUUACUGGUUACAUGAGACAUCAUAUCAGAAAUAAUCACAAGAAUAUAAAUCCUCCUCAAAAUUAUUGGAACGAAACUACUAUACAUGUUCUAGGCCACGAGGU
This is a messenger RNA of Branchiostoma floridae (Florida lancelet), 3046 nucleotides long. RefSeq names its product insulin-like growth factor-binding protein complex acid labile subunit. The coding region runs from base 342 to 2621 and encodes 759 amino acids. The record is from RefSeq and is a predicted model, not a curated record. Gene Ontology annotation, molecular function: transmembrane signaling receptor activity; protein binding. Gene Ontology annotation, cellular component: membrane; extracellular matrix. The transcript is spliced from 8 exons. Gene Ontology annotation, biological process: immune response; toll-like receptor signaling pathway. NCBI's taxonomy places the organism in Eukaryota, Metazoa, Chordata, Leptocardii, Amphioxiformes, Branchiostomatidae.